ACUGCCGCUACACGUGUCACCAGGAGUGUCGCAGCCUCAUCCAGCUGGAUUGUCGCCCGCCGGGCCAGUGCCAGGUCCAGCUGUCCCCAGAGAGCACCCUGCUGUCACCCUGCAGCCAGCGCGGGGCUCGCAGCGGGGACCCCGAUGGUCGCCGGCCCCCCGAGCCCCCCGGCUCGCCCGCUGCCCCUCGCCUCUGCCGGGCUCCCAUCGGCAGCAGCAUGAGCAGCGGCUACUGCAGCUUGGAUGAAGACCUCGAGGAUUGCUUUUUCACGGCCAAAACCUCCUUCUUCCGCAGCGCGCACRGCAAGGUCCCCGCCAAGAAUGUGGCACAAACAGUCGAGGAGGAAAAACCCGAGCCCCCGACCGUCCAGGAGAUCAAGCAGAAGAUUGAAAAGUACAACGCAAAGGUCACCAACUGCCUGCUGAUGAAACUGAACGACGAUGGGACGUACACGGGGUUCAUCAAGGUGCACCUGAAGCUGCGGCGUCCUGUGACGGUGCCCGCUGGCAUCCGGCCCCAAUCCAUCUACGAUGCCCUCAAGGAGGUCAACCUGGCCGAGAUGACGGACAAAAGAACCUCCUUCUACCUGCCCCUGGACGCCAUCAAGCAGCUCCACAUCAGCAGCACCACCACGGUGAGCGAGGUGAUCCAGGGGCUCCUCAAGAAGUUCAUGGUGGUGGAUAAUCCCCAGAAGUUUGCACUUUUCAAGGAGAUGAGGAAAGAUGGGCAAGUGCUCUUCCAGAAGCUCCCUCUCACCGAGUUCCCCCUGUACCUGCGGCUGCUGGCGGGCCCUGACACGGACGUGCUGAGUUUUGUGCUCAAGGAAAACGAAACAGGGGAAGUCGAGUGGGACGCGUUCUCCAUYCCGGAGCUGCAGAACUUCCUGAUGAUCCUGGACAAGGAAGAGAAGGACAAAAUCCAGCAAGUGCACAGGAAGUACGAGAGGUUCAAACAGAGACUGCAACAAACCUUGAAAGAAGCCAGGAGCAAACCUGGAUAACCUUUGGGGYGCACUGGGCACCAGACUAAGCUAGAGACUGUUUUUACAUGAAAAGACUUCUCAGGACACCUUAGUAGUCAUUCCCCCUCYUCCCUCUUCUGUAAGGACUGGCUCCCUGCACCCCUAAAAACACCCUGUGGCAUUUUCUUCUUCUGAAACCUCUUCUCCCAGGACCAGAGCCAGUCCAAGAACAGGAAUCCUGUUUUUAAAACAGCUUCAGCAAAACCAAACCCAGCUGCUGGUCGGCUUUCCAGCUGUGCCACCCACCGCAGAGCCUCCCUGGAAAAUUCUCGGUGUGACACCCAACAGCACCCAUCUGCUGGCUGAAACUCCUCCCAGCGAGCUGCUGGUUCCUGUUUGGAGCUGCUGCAGCCCACGGUGCCCUCGUGGCCCAGUUGUGGUUUCACAAGGAGAGCACGACAGGAAAAGGGGAGGAGGUUGUUGCGCCAACCCACGUGGGUGUUGCAGCUUUAGCCGGCGCUGGAUGGACUCGUUCAGGGCUCAGGUAGCCAGGGAAAUGUCAGAUUAUGACACCAAGGCAGCUGCAACACCCCAGCAGUCUGGUAGUAAUUGUUAUUGCAACUUGGUAAUGGUAAUUCGCAGGAAAAUCACUCAUUUUGGUUCUGUUUGACUUCUGAUUUUGAAAAGAGCUGGAYAACAGUGAAUAUCCUGAUGCUUAGCUGAGUUAACCAGUGUUUUACCAGUUUUCUACUCUGUAGGAAUCGGGACCUAUGUUUUCAGAAAUUCUGUUUGAAAAUGGUAAAGAUGAUGGUUGGGGCACAGGCUGAGGGUUCAGGAUGGAAUAUUCAGCAAUAUUUGUCCAUCAGACCAGCCCAGGAAAGCUCAAAACCCCUUCACAAAGCAGAUUUUGAGCUGUGAGAUUGUCUGGCCCCGAGGGAGAGGAGUCCCAGCCAGGGCUCGGUGUGGAGGUGGCCCCAAGUGAGGGAAUUCUUAUUCCUGGGUGCUUUCUGCUCCCCUCACCUGCGCUUCCUCCUGCUCCCCUCUGUCACCCCAUCCCUGUGCCCCAUCCCAUCACCCCCACACUCAAUUGGUGCUCUCCUGCACGUCCAGGAAGCUUCCCCGCAUUUGCUCUCUCCGUGCAGCUCGGAGAGGACAGCAAAGUCUCUCUCUGCCUCUCAGGGCUCCCACCACGCUGAGCAUCCCUCAGAAAAGGCCUCGAGCUCCAUGGUGCUGUGCAGGGAUCGCUGCYGGGCUGGGGGAGAGGAUGGGCCCCGUGUUUACCCUCAGUGCUUCAAACCGAGCACGCUGCACACAGCCAGGGCCAGCCUCCCCUCUGUUUACAGCACAGCAGAGUGCAGGGACUGGGGAAAGGUGAUGCUGGACUGGGAUGGAGCAGGGAAAGGGAUCGGUGUGGAUUUGAUCAGCGAUUGUCCCUUCGAGCUCACUGUGGCUGCUGUGAUCCCACCUGCAUCCAGCGGGAGGGGGAGGCGGCAGCUUCUUGGGGAACGUGGAGGAGUCUAAAAUUUACCUCAGUGCCUUUUUUUUUCCCUUAAGUGUGAAAACUUUGCAUUUGGGCUAAGAAAGAAAGUGUGAGGAGGCCUUGUCACUGCUGUCCCCCAGUGCCCCCAGUACUGGUGUGACGAGGCCGCUGUGUUCGUGGAGGGAUGAGGAGCUGUUUUGUUUCUUUCUUGCAGGUGACUGCUUGGGAUCUUUUUUUUUCCAGAUUUUGAGUAUGUUUGUUUCYAGAGCACGUGAGAGUAACUGCAUCACUUCAAGGCCUCGGUUUGUGUGAAAGGCACUUUUCUGCCAAGCUCAGCUCCUGCUCUGGUCAGCGGCGAGGGUUUGCUGUACUGUACUCGACACCCAAYGACCUUUAACAACGCGCUGGCGGCCACAGAGCAGCAAUUCUCAUGCUCUGGGGCUGUUUGGCCGCUUACAAGCAGAUUCAGUGCUUCACUGGUCACUGGUGAAGUCAUUUAAAUCCCAUUUAUCUGGUGCUUUGAGCCUUGACAGCACCGUAUAAAUACUUCUGUUCCACCGCGGGCAAGAACGCUGUAAAAACCGCCCGUGGCUCUGAGAGGGAAGAGCCACACGCUUGGUUUGAAAUCCCUUUUCUUUCUGGCUGAGAGCUGUGCAGGUUUCCUUUUUUUUGGUUUUUUUUUUUUGGUGAGUUUUGGUGAGGUCCCCUCUCCCUUCCCAGCCCCCAGCAUGUCUUUGACAGUUUGUAGAAGGCAUGGCUUCGUAUGCAAUCACUGUGGAUGCUGCUGAAAACCUCCUACCCCCAGGAGGGCUCUUUCUUUUCAUUUUUUCAACACGAGGGGCAUUUGAAGAGUUGGUGGGUGUYGAAACUCGAAUCCUCAUGGGUCAGUUGAGCUGUUUCUAGAAGUAUUUGCCCCUCCUUUAAGCGCAAAAUCCUGUUGGCAGUGCCUUUGGUUAGCAAUUGUCUCGCCUAGGUCGUGUGAGUUUUAUUUUUCAUGGCUACUGUAAAACCUGUAAAAUAAUGUGUAUAGGAUGGAAUAGUAGAGCUUCUAUGGCAAAGUGAAAUGCAUUUUUGCAAUGCUGUAAUUUAUUUUUACUACUCCCCAGUAAUUCUAUGGCAUUUUUACAAAAUGUCUCACUCUCAGCUUUUUUUGAAGGUUUGGAACUAUUUGUUCAUAAGCAGACAAUGUAAGAGACAAUGAUAAUAAAACUGUCAGUAAUUGAAAUCUCUUGAGUUUCUUUUCCUGGUGCCCUUCUGUGGAACUUCCAUGGAUUAAGUCUAAAGGGAAAUACAGGAAUCCUACAUAGAAAUGAAUUUAAAUUUCCUACUCUAYUGUUGAAGAGCUAAAGAACAUCUCACCCCUGUGAAAACCCGACCAAAGUGUUCCAUUAAUCUUAAUAUUUCAGCUGGGRGAGAGAGAACUGUUACCUGUGAUAAAUUA
This is a messenger RNA of Malurus melanocephalus (red-backed fairy wren), 3883 nucleotides long. It is a transcript of the gene RASSF5, whose product is annotated as Ras association domain family member 5. Gene Ontology annotation, cellular component: nucleus. The annotation marks the transcript as partial. The transcript is spliced from 6 exons. Gene Ontology annotation, biological process: signal transduction. Lineage: Eukaryota; Metazoa; Chordata; Aves; Passeriformes; Maluridae. The record is from RefSeq and is a predicted model, not a curated record.